CAACUCCACAAACAUCGCGCUGACCGUUUCUCAGCCAAUGCCAGUCAUUCCAGCAAGGCGCAAAACACAUUCAAAAUCACGAAAGGGGUGCUUACAAUGUAAGAAGAGACAUACCAAGUGUAAUGAGGAGCAUCCACAAUGUGCGAACUGCAUUCGACUGGAGAUUACUUGCGAAUGGCCACCUCCGCGGGCAAGGGUUCAACAUGCUUCACCGCAAUCCACCGGUCUGGGACCAAGCCCUAUGUCUCGAGAGAACUCCUACAUCGGCAGCCCUCUCCCAACACCUUCGGUAGCAGCGCGCCCGACUUUUACUCUCGAAGACAUGCAAUUGCUACAUCACUGGACAACAAGAGUGUAUCUAUUUCACGACCCUACCAGCGACGACGAGAAAUGGGUAUGGAGUGAAGGUAUUGUAAACGUUGCUUUCCAGCAUCAGUUCCUCCUCCACGGAAUACUCGCUUUCUCAGCAUUGCAUAAGACGCUGGUCGAUUCGCAGGGAAAUCGUGCCAGCCUGCUUGCGCAAGCCGAUGCACACAUGUCUACAUCCCUUGCAACAUACCUGAGAUUGCUCGAGGAAAACGCUUUGGAAACCGUUGUUCCCUGUUUCCUCCUCUCUUCAAUCUGCUUCGCAUACAACCUUGCUACGGCCCAGGUCGAAGAGCCUGAGGAUCCUCUCGGUGCUAUUUUGCACUGCUUCCGUUUGCUUCGCGGAGUGAAAGUCGCCAUCGGCCAGCACUGGGAACAACUCCAGCAAAAUGAUAUCAUCGGAACGUUGCUUGGCCCAGUGCGUUUCGUUGGUCAGCUCCCAUUACCCGAGGAUACGGAGUGUACUCCCCUUCUUGAUCUGAAACUACUCGCGGAUCAAUUCGACACGCCCCAGAAGGGUAUAUGCUUGGAGGCUAUCGAAAACCUCCACAAGACAUUCGUCAAGACUACAUUGUGUUCUUCACUGAAGCAAGAGCACAGUAUAAUCAUGACGUGGCCAGCACUGCUAAGUACCGAGUUUCUGGAUCUGUGUCAAGCUCGCAACCAUGUCGGUGUUCUUAUCAUAACCUACUGGGCUGUGUUACUGGCACGAAACACAGGUGCUUGGUGGUUAAACGGCUGGUUGGUUCGACUGAUACAUGCUUGCGAGGAGCUGCUAGCACCAAUACCAGAGUUAAUGAAGUGGCUCGAUUGGCCCAUCGAGAUGUCAAAACAUCGUCCAGCUCGGCUUGCAACUUUGUGUUCUACACGUCCUUCACCCAUGGAGCUCACUCAUGCCGAUGGAACGACUCCCGUCAACACACCGCCUCCAAACACUCAUAAUACCACAGAGGCAUAUCAAGGCCCAGCUCAGCCCUAGCGGUCGAUAUCAGCCACCUCAAGCAUCGCCGAGCUCCGAUGAAAUGCGUAUCCGCACCACGUGCCCUCCCUCCUAUCUUGCCCUAGCUUAGGAUCAGGCGUGCACU
Messenger RNA from Macroventuria anomochaeta, 1451 nucleotides. RefSeq lists its product as uncharacterized. Lineage: Eukaryota; Fungi; Ascomycota; Dothideomycetes; Pleosporales; Didymellaceae. The record is from RefSeq and is a predicted model, not a curated record. Gene Ontology annotation, molecular function: zinc ion binding; DNA-binding transcription activator activity, RNA polymerase II-specific. The coding region runs from base 38 to 1345 and encodes 435 amino acids. The transcript has 3 exons. Gene Ontology annotation, biological process: regulation of transcription by RNA polymerase II.